CGAGUAGAGUAAACCGACGUGUCCAACUGGCUAGUCAUAAUAGUUGGUACGCAGUAACUUGCAAGGUCGAGUGUUCAAUUUCUUCAUUCGCGUCGGCGACGCCGGAUGUCUCCUUGACCUGCACUUGGUCGAGGUCAUCUCCAUAAUCUCACGGCCCCCCGCUUCUUUCUUAUUUGUACCUUGUUGCCGAUGAAUAACUAGCCCUCUUGCUUUGCGACCCACGUUUUCUAUUUUCAACCAACUCGCUCCCACCUCUCGGUUCUUCUUCCGCUAUCCGGCGCCCCGACCGCCAGCUAUCCGCGGAGACAGCCAGUUCAGAAAGAAAGAAGAUCUAGACACUCGACAAACAUGCUCAGCUACGGUUGCCCGUCCUCCAACUCUCUAAUCGAACCCCCUCCUCAUCCUCCUGCCUCGGGCGACUAUUUCCUCACGCACGGACAGAACGCAUCCGACCCGGCCGUCACCGCUUGCUGCGCCCCAAACAGUGUGCAUUUGAUAGACUACUGUUACCUCUGGUGCGAGGUCCCUCAAAGUUUUGCGAACGACAGCGUCAAUGCAGCCGCUUUUCAACUCUGCGUAGCCAACCAUGGAGGCGAAGCUACCGUCGUUGUAGAAGGAAGGGUAGCCACAAGUAACGCUCUGAGGACCGCGGGUAUAGCGGGAUUACUCACGGCAGCGAUAUUAUUGAGUUUUCUAUGUCUCAACUGAGGGUAGAGUCGAGAUAGACACAUCACGGUCUGUGGACCUAUUGCAGAGAAAGUAACAAGCAUUCGUGGCUUAUUAGAAAGCCCUGAUUAAGAAAUACUAGAAGUGGCUUCUUAACUCACCGGGGUUCCAGGCGAGUGCGGAAGGGGGAGAAGAGAAGGCGUGAAGGCGAACAACUUCGUGUUUUUACUAGAAUAGAAAAUGCACUAUGGGAAGAAGAACAGGAAUAGAGAAUGAGAAGCCGAGAAGAUCUGUAACAAAAAGCAACCUAUUGAAACAUUUACAUAACAGCCUGGAUGUUGACAGCUGUAAAGCUAGAUACAUUUGCUCUCUGAGGUUGACGAGAGUGUGAAUAGAUGAAUA
Molecule: messenger RNA, 1068 nt
Organism: Durotheca rogersii
Lineage: Eukaryota; Fungi; Ascomycota; Sordariomycetes; Xylariales; Xylariaceae
Exons: 1
Coding region: 349-708 (119 amino acids)
Source: RefSeq, a predicted model, not a curated record